Molecule: messenger RNA, 1754 nt
Organism: Aedes albopictus (Asian tiger mosquito)
Lineage: Eukaryota; Metazoa; Arthropoda; Insecta; Diptera; Culicidae
Product: transcription factor grauzone-like
Exons: 2
Coding region: 151-1686 (511 amino acids)
Biological process (GO): regulation of transcription by RNA polymerase II
Cellular component (GO): nucleus
Molecular function (GO): RNA polymerase II cis-regulatory region sequence-specific DNA binding; zinc ion binding; DNA-binding transcription factor activity, RNA polymerase II-specific
Source: RefSeq, a predicted model, not a curated record
UGUUUGUAAACAUUGAUGCAACAUUAUCGCGUCUUUGCAGUGCGAGAAAGCGUCUUUGGAGUUUCUAGUGUUGAUAUUUUGAGCGGUGAUAAUAAAGUAACUAAAGUUAAAUUAAAGAAAUAUAUCUAGCUGGGACGUAAGAAGGAUGCCAUGGAGAGUUCGCCGUGUUUUAUGUGUGGUCAACAAUCUGAGAAAUUCCACUUCAUAUCGGAGACUAAACGUGAAUCAGAGCUUAGCAUCAGUUACAUUAUCUGCAAACAUUUUUGGUUCCAGGAAGAUGCGCUGCAAAUGGCCAUCAUCUGUGAGCCCUGCUGGCAGAAGGUGGACCAAUUCCAUUGCUACUAUGAAGACGUGCGGCAACACCACGAGCAACUGGUGUUGGAACCGAGCUCGAUAUUCAUCAAACAGGAGGAAAUUGAGAUCGUAGAGGAAGGGAUCGCUAACGGAAAUUGCGAAGGGGAAGGGAAGGACUCAUUAGAUGGGGGAAAUCACGUCGAGGUAACGGAGGAAUGUAACAAACUGUCUCUAACGAUCGAUCAGGUGUUUGAAAAACUGACUCCAACUCCCAAAAAGAUUGGUCGUAAACGAGAACUGUCCUCAACCAAAAAGAAAAGCAUUAAGAAAAAAUCUUCAGAAGGUCAGGUUGUCAAGAAACUACCUAGGAAUAAGCUUGAUGCAAAACAAAGGGAAUUAAUAGAGCAAAAGAGACUAGAAGAGGAUAGUUUUAUCAAACAGCAUUUAACAUACGGUUGUGAAGAGUGUUCGCUUAAAUUCGAAAAUUUCAUCUCGAUACGUCGCCAUAUGAUUGAUGUCCAUGAUAAGCCGUACAUAACGUGCUGUGGCGUGCGAUACACCGCUCGAGGCGUACUGUUUCAACACGUCCAGGCCGUUCUCAAUCCCGAAGCUUUCAGAUGCGAGCUUUGUGACAAAACGUUCAAGUUAAAUAUAAGUUACAUUACGCACAAGCAGCGAUACCAUCGAAACAAUGAACCAUUGAAGUGUGAUCAGUGCCCGAAACUGUUUUCGACGGAAAAUAAACUCAACCGUCACAUUGUGAACCAUCAAAAGGAGAAAGCUCGAAAGGAAGAGAAGCACAUAUGCGAAAUUUGCAGUAGAUGUUUCAAUAGAAAAGCCUCGCUGAAGAAUCACAUGGUUUAUAUGCACGAGAAAAACACCGUCUAUGUGUGUGAAAUUUGCUCGAAAACAUUUACCCGAAAGCCGCCGUUUCUUGAGCAUCUACAGACUCACGAGUUCACCGCAGAAGAGCUUAAGAAGCAGUGCCACGUUUGCAAGAAGUGGCAGAAGAACCUACGAUUGUGGAAGGCACAUAUGACUCGACACAACGCUGCCGGAGCGAGCAAAUGUGACCAAUGCGAUCACGUUUCGGUUAAUUCGUUGGCGCUCAAGGAGCACGUUGAACGGCGGCAUCAAAAGAAACAGAGAUGUGUGUGCGACCUGUGCGGAAAGGUGUAUGGUCACCCAGUUACAUUGAAGGAACACGUGGCCAAUGCCCACACCAAAGAACCGCUGUAUAAGUGUAAGUUCUGCGAGAGAAUGUUCUUCUCGAAUGCCAGCAUGUAUGCCCAUAGGAAGAAGGCUCACCCGAAGGAGUGGCAGGAAUACCACAGGAUCAGAUAUGGCAUCAACAUGCCAGCAGAGGAUGAAAAGGACGAAAGCUCGAUAUAGAAUCGUUGUUCCAUUUUAGUUAGUUCGAAAUAAUGAAAAAGGUAAUAAAAAUAUUCAAUUUAUAUUUG